Molecule: messenger RNA, 3006 nt
Organism: Lodderomyces elongisporus
Lineage: Eukaryota; Fungi; Ascomycota; Pichiomycetes; Serinales; Debaryomycetaceae
Gene: MSH3
Product: mismatch repair protein
Exons: 1
Coding region: 1-3006 (1001 amino acids)
Biological process (GO): mitotic recombination; mismatch repair
Cellular component (GO): nucleus
Molecular function (GO): ATP-dependent DNA damage sensor activity; mismatched DNA binding; ATP binding
Source: RefSeq, a predicted model, not a curated record
AUGGCAUCCAAAAAACAAUCUUCAAUCAGCCUGUUUUUCUCAAGCCAAACUAGAAAGUCACCUGGUCGAGAUGCUAAAAAGAAUGAUAUUUCUUCCAGCCCAUUUAGUGCUGCCUCCAGUACUAACAACUCCAUUGGCUCUACUCCUCGAGUGAGUCCAAUUGCAAAGUUUCAAUAUAACAAGUCUACAUCAACACUUCAUGAAAACACCAAUCCAAGGGUAAAACGCGUCUCAACCUUGAAUGUGGAUGUUGAAAAAGAACAUAAAAAGAUUAAAAGAGCUCGAUCUACAAAACUUACGCCGCUUGAAAGUCAAAUCUUACAACUAUUAUCAGAGCACCCUGAUAAAAUCUUGCUAAUACAAGUAGGGUACAAAUACAAAGUGUAUGGCGAAGAUGCAAGACACGUUGCUCGAUGUCUCAAUAUUAUGUUUAUAUCAUCGUCUACGGAUCCAACGUUUUCGUAUUGUUCUUUUCCUGAAAAUCGUUUACAUAUAAACUUGCAGCGAAUUCUAAACACCGGAGUCAAGGUUGGAGUUGUUAAGCAGAUGGAGUCCGCCAUCAUAAAAGAAGUAGAUAAGAUUGGUAAGAGUGGCGACUUGAUGAAACGAGAAUUAACUGGUGUUUAUACUAGAGGAACAUAUAUGAACGAUGAAUUCAUUGAUAGCGGACUAAACUCUCCAGAACAAGAAGAACUUGGAUACAUUGUAUGUGUCAAUGAGAUAUCGAGAUACCAGUUUGCAAUAGUUGCCAUACAACCCUUGACGGGAGAAAUUAUUUACGAUGAUUUUACUGAUGAUGUGAGUCAUGACGAGUUGGAGACAAGGCUUUUAUAUUUGCGGCCAAGUGAGGUUCUAUUAUUAGGUUGUGGUGGCAAUGAAAGCAACAACAACAAUAACAACAGCAGCAGCAGCAGCAACAACAACAACAGCAACAACAGCAACAACAGCAAUGACAAUGGUACCGACGCCGACGCUCAAAAUCAAACAAGUACACUUCAGUGCUUUCAAAAACUAGUUAACCACAAUAUCAAGAUUGAACGUAAACCAAAGGGCUCGAACAACUUAAAGGCGGUCUUGAACGCAGCUGCGUUGAACUUCUAUCGGGAAUUGCUGGAGCCAGUUCAAGUAUGUGUUUCCGAACUUGUGAAAUACCUUGAAGAAUUUAAUUUGAGCAAUAUCUUUACCGUAAUUGAAAAUGUCUCAAAAUUUGAUUCGAAAAAGACAAUGAUUCUUCCUGCAAGCACAAUGCUCUCCUUGGAGAUUUUCCAAAAUUCAGAAAACAGCACGACAAAAGGAACAUUGUUCUCCUUAUUGAACCAUACCAAAACUCCUUUUGGAAUGAGACUAUUGGAGAGCUGGGUAUCGCAUCCGUUGAUUGAUAAAGAUAAGAUUGAAGAGAGAUAUCAGGCAGUUGAAGAUCUAAGUACAGGGUCUCACUUUAACGACUGUUUGAGCAGGCUCUUGCAAAAAAUUGGCAAGAAUUUGGACUUGGAAAGUAUUGCAAUAAAAAUUCACUAUUCCACUACUACAAGGUCAUUAGCAACAAAGAUAAACCGAAAGGAUAUCUUUAUGAUGUUGCUGAUGUACCAAUCCGCCUUACAAUUUGUCAGUCAGUUUGAAAAAACAAUUAAAGCGUCUAAUUUAUCGCCACUACUAAAAAGAGUUUUAGAUAAUUUAUUGCAGCUGGCAAAUACAGAUACUGUUGAUCGAUUCAUGGAUAUGAUCAACCCGUCGUAUUUGUUAGGCGAACAACAAAAUUUGCAUCAGUCGUCCAGAUCGACACGAGAGCAAAAAGUCAAGUUUUUCAAUUUAAACAAUGGAUUCGAAGAGAUAAAUCGAGAACUUGCAGAGAUUAUGAAUGUGAAAAUGUUGCUAGAGGAGGAGUUGGUGAAAGUUAAAAAACUUUUGCAGCGACCUCAAUUAAACUAUGUGACUAGUAAUGGGGAGCCAUACUUGAUUGAAGUGAGAAAUGGCAAAGCUGUUGAGAGCCUUCCCAUUGACUUUAUCAAAAUUAAUGGAACAACAACGGUUAGUCGAUUCCGCAGCAAAGAGAUUGCGCAUUUGUACAAGAUGAAGCAGUAUCAUGAAGAGGUACUCAAUAAUCGUUGCGAUGAGGCUUUUAACACUUUCCUCAAUGAAUUGGAUUCACAUUACGGGUUUUUCCAAGGAAUCACCAAGAAUCUAGCCGUAUUGGAUUGCCUAUUAUCAUUAGCAGCAGUGAGCAAUUCAAACUCCAAUACACACGUCAAGCCGAACUUGAGUGAUGAAUUGAUUAUUGAUGUCAAGAAUGCACGUCAUCCAAUUAUUGAACAUUUACGUGAUGGAUACGUUGCAAAUGACAUUGACAUUAGAUAUGAUUCAAAUAGAGUAUUGGUGAUUACCGGACCUAAUAUGGGAGGGAAAUCCUCAUAUGUCAAAAUGGUGGCAUUAUUGAUUAUCAUGACUCAGAUUGGUUGCUAUAUUCCAUGUGAGGCUGCAACAAUUGGGAUUUUUGAUUCUAUUCUUAUUAGAAUGGGUGCCAGUGAUAACUUGUUGAAGGGUAGAUCAACGUUUAUGACGGAGAUGUUAGAGUGCAGCAAUAUUAUCCAAAAAUUAACCCCUAGAUCGUUAGUCAUCUUAGACGAAAUUGGGCGUGGUACUGGUAGCAUUGAUGGAUACUCUCUUGCAUAUGCCAUUCUACGAUACCUUGUAGAGUCAAAGUUGAAGCCAAUUGUGUUGUGCAUCACGCACUACACAGGGUUAUUAUCAGAAACAGAGGACGAGAAGUUCGAUAAGGAUGCAAAAGACGAAAAUUUAGAUACUGGCGAUGAUGUUGUAAAGAGCUACUACAUGGGUUAUGAGGAAAUCACACAACCAGAUCAAGUAUUUCCUGAAAUCGUGUUUUUGUACAAUUUGUGUCCCGGUGUGAGUAACUCGUAUGGGUUGCAAGUGGCAAAGAUGGCUGGACUUCCGAAAAGAGUCUUGUUGGAAGCAUACUUGAUGAGCUCAGUAACUGACUUCGAUUGA